AUGUUGAGGCGCUCGUCUGUGUUCGCGGCGGAAGUUUUUGAUCGUUCCCCCACGGAUAAAGAGUUGGUGUCCCAGGCCAAGGCGCUCUGUCGGGACUACAUCCACUCCAGGCUGCACCGCGCCGGGUUAGGCUUGACCAAACCCGAGCACGGACGCGCUGCAUCAGGUGGUUCUCUGGGGGAGAUCUCCACUGUGCUCAUAUGGCUGGGUGACGAGCUGGAGUACCUUCGGCCAAAUGUUUACCGUAACGUGGCUCGACAGCUCAACAUCACGGUGGCUUCGGAGAGCUUGGUGUCCGACGCCUUCCUGGCUGUCGCUGCCGAUAUCUUUUCCACAGGAGUGACUUGGGGGAAGGUGGUGUCUCUGUACGCUGUUGCCGGGAGUUUGGCAGUGGACUGUGUGAAGCACGGACACCUGGCCAUGGUCCACACCAUCGUGGACUGUAUGGGGGAGUUCGUCCGCAAGAGUCUGGCCUCGUGGCUGAAGAGAAGGGGAGGCUGGGUGGACAUUACGAAGUGUGUGGUGAAUACAGACACCAGUUUCCGCUCUCAUUGGCUCGUCGCCGCCGCCUUCACGUGUGGACACUACCUCAAGGCCAUAGUUUUGUACCUUCUUCGGGACAAGUGA
Messenger RNA from Knipowitschia caucasica, 627 nucleotides. The record is from the annotation of a GenBank genome assembly. NCBI's taxonomy places the organism in Eukaryota, Metazoa, Chordata, Actinopteri, Gobiiformes, Gobiidae.